CCCCCAUACGUGCCAAGCUUUCCGAGGAAAUGAGGUGAACCGAACGCCGUGGGCCAUGCCCCUCUCUCCCCUCCCCUCCCCUCCCCGCCGGUGGGUUGCGCUGAGCCGCGCGCCCAUAAAAGCCAAGCCCCCCACGAAGCCUCGCCCUUCUCGCCCUCGCCUCGCCCUCGCCUCUUUUCACCACCGCCUCCGCCACGGCGACACCGUGUCGUACUUCUGCUGCGGGGAGGGAGGGGGGGUGCGGAGGCCGCGGCGUCCCCCGGAUUGGGUGCAUGCGCCCGCCGCCGCGAGGUUGUUCCUCUGUGCCGCCUGCUGUGACCUGACGACGCUCUCGCCUGGGGAGAGGAGGAAGCGCGUGGACGUGGUGGGGCUGACUGACCAUGGAUGAGUAUCGGCCACGACGGUCGCCGGCGAGCGAGCGGUUCAUAGGGAUGUUCGCGUCGCCGUCGCCCUCGUCGUCCCCGACGGAGCCGUCGUUCGUGGCCGGGGACGAGUUCCACGAGGACGAUUUCCUGUUCUCGUCGUCCCCUGCCGCGCCCUCGAGCACGCGGCCUGAGGGGCCCGGGAACCCCAGCAGGGUGCCGCAGGGGCAGCUCGGGCUCCUCGCCGCGUUGCACGAGGGGGACAAGAGGCUCCUGCUCCGCCGUGGCGGUGGGGGAGGAGGAGGAGGAGGAGGAGGAGGAGGGGGCGCGGCUGCUGCCGCCGCGGCUUCCGCGGGGACGCUGCUCCGGCGCAAGGCGACAAUCGCGGCGGCCGCCGCCUCGGCGUCUGGCGGCUCGCUGUCACCUACCCAGUCACCGACUUCUGCUGCGCGGGCCAUCCCGAUGACCCCGAGGCAGAAGAACACCGGGCCAGCGGCCCCGUACCACCAGUCCGCUCCAGUGAAGGUCCCCGUCCGACCGCCCCGGAAGCAGGAGAUGGUCCCGUGGGACGAGCUCGACGACGACGACUUCCUCCGGAACGGUGACGCUGCCAUGCUGCCCCCACACGAGAUGGUCGCGCGAGCGUCCACCGGCGGGGCCGGCCCGGCCGCCCCGUUCUCCAUGCUCGAGGGCGCCGGCCGCACGCUCAAGGGCCGUGACCUGCGGCGAGUGCGCGACGCCGUGCUCCGGCAAACCGGCUUCCUCGACUGAAUUCGCAAAGGUGAUGUGGCUCUGGCUUUUUGUUCAGGUCCGCAUGCUCAGAGUCGUCGUGGAUUGCUUACAUUUUAGGGUAUAAUUUAGUGGGUUGUUCGUGUAGAUCGAGAAUUAAAACGAUGAGUUAAGGCAACAAAUUGAGUUAGUUUUUUUAGUGCAACUGCUUGCAAUUUUGGUGCCCUUGGAGGUGUGUGCGUGCGUGUGUAUGUGAGUGAGAUAUUCCUGUAAGUUUCAACAGUAAUGAGAACUGGCAUCUUGUGUUUGCGAGCUCUCCGUAAUUCACAAGGAGCAAAUUUUGACAGGUUAACAAACCUGUUAGGUGUAUCUAUCGUGAUAAUUUUCUCAAGAAUUAUGGUUGUUUAAUCUUAG
Messenger RNA from Oryza brachyantha (malo sina), 1505 nucleotides. Its product is annotated as vasodilator-stimulated phosphoprotein-like. NCBI's taxonomy places the organism in Eukaryota, Viridiplantae, Streptophyta, Magnoliopsida, Poales, Poaceae. Bases 381 to 1133 code for a protein of 250 amino acids. The record is from RefSeq and is a predicted model, not a curated record. The transcript has a single exon.